Molecule: messenger RNA, 1155 nt
Organism: Chaetomium fimeti
Lineage: Eukaryota; Fungi; Ascomycota; Sordariomycetes; Sordariales; Chaetomiaceae
Product: kinase-like domain-containing protein
Exons: 4
Biological process (GO): intracellular signal transduction; protein phosphorylation
Cellular component (GO): nucleus; cytoplasm
Molecular function (GO): protein serine/threonine kinase activity; ATP binding
Source: RefSeq, a predicted model, not a curated record
AUGGGACCACGCGCAGCUACGCACUCUGGGCGUGCGCUUUGCUUCUGUCGCCCGCCACUUUACCGACUACCUCUUCUCCCUUUUCUCUCUCCUUCUCGGCCACGCGCGUUACCUCGAACGUUAACCCAGCUUCCGCCUCUCUUUGCCGGCAUAUCCUCAGCCGCCACACCCCCUCCUCUAUCUGGGGUCGAGCAUCAGCCCUUAGCCAAGGGAACACAGCUCAAUUCCGUCUUGGGCAAAUCCUACGUCAUUGACGAAGUGCUUUCUCGGCGACGUGACUCGGAUAGGCUUUUGUGCGUGUACCGAGCUAGUCACGAGGGGAAGCUGUUCAUUCUUAAAGACAUUUUUCCCGGCCACUUUGAGUACAAUAUUUCGUUGCAGGAGCAUGUAAAGCACUCCCCCCAUGUCCGAACGACGGUGGACAGCAUUCCUGAUCGGUACAUCUUGGUUUUCCCUCAUCUCGAGAAAGACCUACACCAUAUCAAAACCGCGGCCCUAUCCCCAGCCGCCAAAAAGGGAAUCAUACGAGACUCUCUUGUCGGUCUUGCUAACCUACACGACAAGCACAUAAUCCACAGUGAUAUCAAGCCCACCAACAUCAUGAUGGACUCGUUCAAGCAAGUCAAUGGCGAGCUUGGGUUUCGCAAUGUCCAGAUUACGGACCUAGAGGCCGCACUGGUUCUCCCUCCGGAGGCCAUCGGAGUAACGGACCGUUUGUCUGGCAAUUGCUUCUGGCGAAGCCCAGAGGCAUGGGCUCGGGGGGCCCAGAACACCCCAUCCGACAUCUAUUCCUUUGGGAUCGUGGCAAUCUUCACCUGGACCGGCAGGAUGGUAUUCUGCUCGGACGAGGCAACCCGAGCUUCUUCCGAGGCGCGGGCGCAGCUAAUACUCCGGCUCCAUCUUUCUUACUUCGCCAGAGAGAUGGAAGACUUUGAGGGGUUCAUCAACUACCACAGCGGACACCGGGAUCCAUUUGUCGAACGUCUCAAAGCGCUCCUCUGCACGUUCAACGAAGAGAACCCAAGGCUGCCCUUCUCUGGAUGGCAGCACAUAGAUUCACAGCUGAGGGAUCUCGUUUGCAGGAUGACUUGUAUGGAUCCAUUGCGGAGGAUCACAGCGCGGGAGGCACUGCAGCACCCCUGGUUUGCUGAAGAU